AUGUUCAAGCUUUCAACACUCUCCCUCCAAGAACCUCUCUCUUUGAGCCGAGCUCUACAUAUUCCCGCGCGUUUUACCUCGUCGUCACUGUUCGACCGCGGUGUUUCUCGCCGAAUUCCGAUUCAGAGAAUGUCGUGCUCGAUUGAAACUGCGCUUCCUCCUUCGCUGCGAACGGUUUUCAUUUCGUAUACGCAACUUCAGGAUAAGAGUGCUGAUUUGUCAGCAGAAAUUGAAGAAGGUUUUGGGCCAAAUGGUUUGGGUAUCCUGUCAGUAUCAGAUGUUCCUGGGUAUUCUACACUGCGUCGAAAUCUUCUGCAACUUUCACCUAGAUUAGCCGGCCUUCCUGAAGGAGUGAAGAAGGAACUAGAAGACCCUCAUAGCAGGUACAAUUUUGGGUGGAGUCAUGGCAAAGAGAAACUUGAAUCUGGAAAACCAGAUAUGUUGAAAGGAUCCUUCUAUGCAAAUCCAAUAUUAGAUGUACCUACGACUGAGGCGUCCCUUAUUCAACAGUACCCUUCGUACUGUGGACAAAAUAUAUGGCCUCAUAGUGCUUUGCCCGAACUUGAAGUGGCUUUUAAGGCCCUUGGCAAGCUUGUUCUGGAUGUUGGGUUGAUGUUGGCUUAUCACUGCGAUCAAUUUGUGUCUAAGGGCAUGAAAAUGCGCGAGGAUGAAGGCCUUCAACAGAUACUUCUUCGCUCUCGAUGUCAUAAAGGCCGUCUGCUUUAUUAUUUUCCUGCACAACAGAGGUAA
Ilex paraguariensis (yerba mate) is the source of this 750-nucleotide messenger RNA. The record is from the annotation of a GenBank genome assembly. Lineage: Eukaryota; Viridiplantae; Streptophyta; Magnoliopsida; Aquifoliales; Aquifoliaceae.